AUGGAUAGGAAUACCGCAAAUAGAGCCAUUGCAACACCCAUCAAAGGGGUGGUUCCCCAUCCAGGAGCUACUUUACCAUAUUCGGAAUUCAAUGGUUUCAAUAACUUCCCCACAGUGGUAUUUCUUCAUCCUGUUCACAACUAUGCUCUUAUUGCGUAUAAUCCGUCAGCAUUGGGCCCUGCCAGUGCUUCAGUCAUUCGUGCAGCUGAGCUACUACCUGAGCCUGCACUGCAACGUGGAGAGUCAGUUUAUCUUGUCGGAUUGAGUAGGAACCUUCAAGCCACAUCAAGAAAAUCUAUUGUAACCAAUCCAUGUGCAGCAUUAAACAUUGGAUCUGCUGAUUCUCCCCGCUACAGAGCUACAAAUAUGGAAGUAAUCGAGCUUGAUACUGAUUUUGGUAGCUCAUUUUCAGGGGCGCUGACUGAUGAGCAGGGGAGGAUUCGGGCCAUUUGGGGAAGCUUUUCGACUCAGAUUAAAUAUAGUUCCACUUCGUCAGAAGACCAUCAGUUUGUCAGAGGUAUCCCGGUCUAUGCGAUCAGCCAAGUCCUUGAAAAAAUCAUAAGCGGUGGAAAUGGACCAGCUCUUCUCAUAAAUGGUGUCAAAAGGCCAAUGCCACUUGUUCGAAUUUUGGAAGUUGAGCUGUAUCCUACUUUGCUUUCAAAAGCCCGGAGUUUUGGUCUGAGUGAUGAAUGGAUCCAAAUCCUAGUGAAGAAGGAUCCGGUUAGACGACAAGUUCUGCGUGUUAAAGGUUGCCUGGCAGGAUCGAAAGCUGAAAAUCUUCUAGAACAAGGCGACAUGGUUCUGGCAGUCAAUCAGAUGCCAGUUACAUGCUUCAGUGACAUUGAAGCCGCUUGCCGAGCAUUGGAUAAGGGUAGCUACAGCGAUGACAAUCUCAAUCUAACAAUCCUUCGUCAGGGCCGAGAAAUAGAGCUCGUAGUUGGAACUGAUAAAAGAGAUGGGAAUGGAACUACAAGAGUGAUAAACUGGUGCGGAUGCGUUGUUCAGGAUCCUCAUCCUGCGGUUCGUGCUCUUGGAUUUCUUCCCGAGGAAGGUCAUGGUGUUUAUCCGUCCCUCUCACAUAAGGGUCACUUAGGACUCCCGAUCGGGCCUAAGCAUCAAGUGGGGCCUACGCCGCCGAAUAAACGUUCAAGAUCCUCUCGGAAAGGCAUAUAUGCGUAUGCGCGUCAUAAACAAACGGGUGCGAUCAUACCAGCACUAAUGCACCGGAUCCCAUCAGAACUCCGCAGUCAAGCGUGCGUGGGUGAGAGUAGUACUAGGAUGGGUGACCUCCCGGGAAGUCCUCGUGUUUGCACCCCUUUUUUUGUUAAUUUUUUUCUGUAUUUCUAUCUGAAACUUCCAAAAUGCGUAGCUGGAAGACCGUGA
Messenger RNA from Microthlaspi erraticum, 1383 nucleotides. The record is from the annotation of a GenBank genome assembly. NCBI's taxonomy places the organism in Eukaryota, Viridiplantae, Streptophyta, Magnoliopsida, Brassicales, Brassicaceae.